CUCUGCUUUGCUUGUUUUCUUCCCCCAUUUCUCCUUUCUUUCCCCUCUAAUUUAUAUUAUUACUCCGUAUUAGAUUCCUCCAAUAGUCUUUAUUUUAUGCCCAUUUUAUUUCCCAAUGACUCUCAGCUAAAACUGAAGCACCCCAAAUCUCAAUCUUUGGUUGCCUUUUCAUACAUAAGCGUGAUUUCUAUUUUUAUAUCAUUUUGCUGUUUUCCAGUGGUUCAUCUCUGACUUUUUAUGAUACACUACAAAAAGGGCUUUAUGCACAUUAAUUCAAAUUUGCUGUGAAAAAAUAGCACAAGAAUUAAUAAAACUGAUAUAUACAUAAAAAAAUAUUUUUUUCCCCAUUUUUAUUCUGAAAAAGUCACUCUCUUCUGGGGAAAAAUCAAUUUUUUCUGCUAAUAGGAACUAUCCUCUAAAAUUGUGUUUUUGAAAUUAGGGGAGAAAUUUAAAUUUACAGAUAUGGGAAAGCAUGGACCUUGCUAUCACUGUGGUGUUACAAGCACCCCACUUUGGCGUAAUGGCCCUCCAGAGAAGCCAAUUCUUUGCAAUGCAUGUGGAUCGCGAUGGAGAACAAAAGGAACAUUGGCAAACUAUACACCUUUGCAUGCUAGAGCAGACACUGGUGAAUUUGAGGACUACAGGGCCUCCAGGGUAAAAACCAUACCACCUAAAACAAACGAAGCCAAAUUUCUUAAAAGGAAGCAGGUUCAUGACUAUGCUGGGGAUAAAGUUACUCCAGAUUAUAGUCAAUUUUUACCAAAGGGUUUAGAUGAAGACACAAGCAAUAGAUCAAGCUCUGGCUCUGCUAUCUCAAACUCUGAAAGCUGUGCCCAAUUUUCUGGUACAGAUUUUAGUGAUUUAACUGGUCCAACACUGCCUAAUUCAUUUGACAUGAUGGUGCCUUCAAAGAAGAGAACAUGUGUCGGUCGUCCAAAGCCGUCUCCAGUUGAGAAGCUUACCAAAGACCUUUGUUCUAUAUUACAGGAGCAGCAAUGUUCUUAUUUCUCUGGAUCUUCUGAAGAGGAUUUGCUUUUCGAGAGUGAUAACCCUAUGGUCUCAGUUGAGAUAGGACAUGGAAGUGUUCUCAUUCGGCAUCCAAGCUCACUUUCAGGUAAAGGCGAAGACUCAGAAGCCAGCUCUCUUUCAGUUGAUAACAAGCAAAACCCUGUAAAUGAGGCUUAUUCCCCAUGGACUACCCCUCCACCUUCACGUACUCAUAUUAAUGGUUUUAAGUCACCCUCUCUGGGAACUGAGAGCAUCAAAAGGCCCACUGGAAAAGGAGUGGAGCAAGAGUUGGUGAAAAGGAAUAAGGACCGGCUUGAAAAGUUGCAAAUGCUGGGGCAUCACACUUCGCCUUUAUGUAACAUAGACUUGAAGGAUAUUGUCAAUUUUGAGGUGUUCACAAGUGAAUUGACAACGGACGAGCAGCAGAAACUACUAAAAUACUUGCCAUCUGUUGAUACUUCUGCUCCUCCAGAUAGCUUUAUAUGCAUGUUUGAGAGCUCACAGUUCAAAGAGGACUUAUCUUGCUUCCAGAAACUACUUGCGGAAGGGGUUUUUGACAACUCCUUUUCUGGGGCGACGUUAGAAGAUCGUAAAAAGCUCAAGAGAUUUGUGAUGUGUUACUUGACAAAGUCUAAGUGGGUGGAAGAAUAUAAUCUUCUCAAGGAUGUGAAGAGUAAAGUCAAUAGCAGUGGCUCUGAAGCUGCGAUAGUGCAUGAUGAUGUUGGCACGGGUCACUCAAUGAACGUUAAAAGAUCGCUUGAUGGACACCGUCAGAAACUCUUUCCAGUACCAGCUACUACAAUGAAAUGUUCCGAAAGGUUGAUGAAUGAGGGCAGUUAUGGAAAUGAAGAAAAGGGGGGCUCAUUGUUUACUCCAAAAUGCCUAUUUCCAUUGCCCCCUUCUAAUAGUUCCCCUCUACUGGAAAGUUCAGAUCAAGACUUGCUCCUAGAUGUGCCUUCCAACACUUCCUUCCCCCAAGCUGAACUUCUUCUUCCAUCUUGAUUUCUUGCUCAAGUAAAUUUCUACUACUAGUAGCCAUGCUCUUUUGCAUGAUAUAUGGUUGUAUCCACUAAGUGGGACCGUGGAUCGGUCCGACCAGACCUGCGAUUCAGAUUUUUUGAAUUCGAGGCAAUGGAUUGCAUGUUUAUUUUGUAUAGCAUGAUAUAUGUAAUGUACAAUAUAUAUAGCUUGGAAAU
Messenger RNA from Cuscuta campestris, 2204 nucleotides. The record is from the annotation of a GenBank genome assembly. Lineage: Eukaryota; Viridiplantae; Streptophyta; Magnoliopsida; Solanales; Convolvulaceae.